Messenger RNA from Solea solea (common sole), 5397 nucleotides. It is a transcript of the gene aclyb, whose product is annotated as ATP citrate lyase b. The transcript is spliced from 29 exons. The record is from RefSeq and is a predicted model, not a curated record. Gene Ontology annotation, biological process: tricarboxylic acid cycle; fatty acid biosynthetic process; acetyl-CoA biosynthetic process. Gene Ontology annotation, molecular function: ATP citrate synthase activity. Gene Ontology annotation, cellular component: cytosol. Bases 163 to 3498 code for a protein of 1111 amino acids. Lineage: Eukaryota; Metazoa; Chordata; Actinopteri; Pleuronectiformes; Soleidae.
GUCAGAUAAUGGUGUGACGGGUUGACGGCUGGCAGUAGCAGACUCCCGGUUAGACAAGAGGACGUGACUCCGCUGCCGUGUCAUUUGUCACCAGGACACCACUCCCGUCUUUCGACAAGGCGUAACGUUCAUUUAUAAGUUACUGUGCUAACGAAUGCUGAAAUGUCAGCGAAAGCCAUCUCAGAGCAGACGGGAAAAGAAUUCUUGUACAAGUACAUCUGCACCUCGGCCGCUGUUCAGAACCGCUUCUUCUAUUCCAGAGUCACCACUGAGACUGACUGGAACCGCCUCACUCAGGAGCACCCAUGGCUGCUGACAGAGCGGCUGGUGGUGAAACCAGAUCAGCUGAUCAAGCGGCGUGGGAAGCUAGGGCUUGUGGGCAUCGACCUGGACCUGCAGGGAGUCAAGGAGUGGCUGAAAGACCGCUUCAUGAAAGAGACCACUGUGGGCAAGGCAAAGGGUGUGCUGAAGAAUUUCCUCAUUGAGCCAUUUGUUCCACACACACAGGAGGAGGAGUUCUAUGUGUGCAUCUACGCCACACGUGAGGGCGAUCAUGUGCUUUUCCACCAUGAGGGAGGAGUGGAGGUGGGCGAUGUGGAUGCCAAGGCCCAGAGGCUGAUGGUUGCAGUAAAUGAAAAGCUGACUGAGGACCAAGUCAAAGAGCAUCUCCUCACAAAUGUUUCUGAAGAUAAGAAAGGAGUCCUGUCUAAUUUUAUUGUGGGCCUCUUCAACUUGUAUGAAGACCUCUACUUCACCUACCUCGAGAUCAACCCUCUUGUUGUUACUGAAGGUGGAGUGUACGUACUUGACAUGGCUGCUAAGAUCGAUGCCACAGCGGAUUACAUCUGCAAGGCUAAAUGGGGGGAUGUGGAGUUUCCACCACCUUUUGGUAGAGAGGCGUAUCCAGAGGAGGCAUACAUUGCAGAUCUGGACGCAAAGAGUGGUGCCAGUUUAAAGUUGACAUUGCUAAACCCUCGUGGCCGAAUCUGGACCAUGGUGGCUGGAGGAGGGGCUUCAGUUGUCUACAGUGACACCAUCUGUGACCUGGGCGGAGUGGAUGAGCUGGCAAACUAUGGAGAAUAUUCCGGUGCUCCCAGUGAGCAGCAGACGUACGACUACGCAAAAACCAUCCUAUCUCUCAUGACACGUGAAAAACACCCUGAAGGGAAAGUGCUGAUCAUCGGAGGAAGUAUUGCCAACUUCACCAAUGUAGCAGCCACAUUCAAGGGCAUUGUCAGGGCCAUCAAAGACUACCAGGGUCCUCUGAAGGAACACGAGGUCACCAUCUUUGUACGACGUGGUGGACCGAACUACCAGGAGGGCCUAAGGGUGAUGGGGGAAGUUGGUAAGACCACGGGCAUUCCUAUCCACGUGUUUGGUACUGAAACCCAUAUGACGGCCAUUGUCGGUAUGGCCCUGGGCCACCGACCAAUCCCUAACCAGCCCCCAAUGGACGCACAUACUGCCAACUUCCUCCUUAAUGCCAGCAGUAGUGCAAAGACUCCAGCUUCCACAAGGACAGCUUCCUUCUCUGAACCCAGGUCACCCACUGACGCAACUCCAGCAAAAAAGUGUAAAGCAGGUCUUCCAGCAGACUAUCUUCAUACUAUACUGUGGCCUCUGAAGAAUGUGGUCACAGCAGAUUGGAAAGCCAAAGCCACUACACUCUUCAGAAAAAACACCAAGUCCAUUGUGUGGGGGAUGCAGACGCGCGCCGUGCAGGGCAUGCUGGACUUUGACUACGUGUGCUCCCGGGAAGAACCUUCUGUGGCAGCUAUGGUCUAUCCCUUUACUGGAGAUCACAAGCAGAAGUUCUAUUGGGGCCACAAAGAAAUCCUGCUGCCAGUCUACAAGAGCAUGGCUGAUGCCACAAAGAAGCACCCGGAGGUGGACGUCAUGAUCAGUUUUGCGUCGCUGCGCUCAGCCUUCGACAGCACAGUGGAGGCCAUGCAGUACCCACAGAUUCACACCAUUGCCAUUAUAGCCGAGGGCAUCCCUGAAGCACAGACAAGGAAGUUGAUCAAGAUGGCGGACGAGAAAGGUGUCACAAUCAUUGGUCCUGCCACGGUCGGUGGCAUCAAGCCAGGCUGUUUUAAAAUUGGAAACACCGGUGGUAUGCUGGAUAACAUCCUGGCUUCCAAACUGUACCGUCCAGGCAGCGUGGCCUAUGUGUCACGCUCUGGAGGCAUGUCCAACGAGCUGAACAACAUCAUCUCCCGCACCACAGACGGCGUCUAUGAAGGUGUCGCCAUUGGAGGAGACAGAUAUCCAGGCUCGACCUUCAUGGAUCACGUUCUUCGUUACCAGGACACUCCAGGCAUUCAGAUGAUAGUGGUGCUGGGAGAGAUUGGAGGCACAGAGGAGUACAAAAUCUGCCAAGGCAUCCAAGAGGGCAGGAUAACCAAGCCUGUAGUGUGCUGGUGUAUUGGAACCUGUGCCACCAUGUUUACUUCAGAGGUUCAGUUCGGCCAUGCAGGGGCCUGCGCCAACCAGGCUUCAGAAACAGCGAUGGCCAAGAACCAGGCUCUGAGGGACGCCGGGGCUUAUGUUCCCAAGAGCUUUGACGAGCUGGGAGAUGUCAUCAGGACUGUUUAUGAUGAGCUGGUGGCCGAUGGUACCAUCGUUCCUGCCCAGGAGGUUCCUCCUCCAACUGUACCUAUGGAUUAUUCUUGGGCUAGGGAGUUGGGACUGAUCCGUAAACCAGCGUCGUUCAUGACCAGCAUCUGUGACGAACGAGGCCAGGAGCUCAUCUAUGCCGGCAUGUCCAUCACCGAAGUCUUUAAAGAGGAGAUGGGCAUUGGAGGCGUGCUGGGUUUGCUCUGGUUCCAGCGCAGGUUGCCCCGCUACGCCUGCCAGUUCAUUGAAAUGUGUCUGAUGGUGACGGCAGACCACGGGCCCGCUGUCUCUGGUGCACACAACACCAUUGUCUGUGCUCGUGCAGGCAAAGACCUGGUGUCAAGCCUCACCUCUGGCCUGCUCACUAUCGGUGACCGUUUCGGAGGUGCUCUGGAUGCAGCUGCAAAGCAGUUCAGUAAGGCCUUCGACAGCGGCAUGCUGCCCAUGGAAUUUGUCAACAAGAUGAAGAAGGACGGGAAGCUGAUCAUGGGCAUCGGCCACAGGGUCAAAUCGAUCAACAACCCAGACAUGCGGGUGCAGAUCCUGAAGGACUUUGUGAAGCAACAUUUCCCUUCCAGCCAACUACUCGACUACGCCCUGGAUGUCGAGAAAAUCACCACUUCUAAGAAACCCAACCUAAUCCUCAACGUAGACGGUUUUAUUGGUGUUGCCUUUGUGGACCUGCUCAGAACGUGUGGCGGCUUCACACGAGAUGAGGCUGACGAGUUUGUGGAGAUCGGUGCACUAAAUGGCAUCUUUGUCCUCGGCCGGAGUAUGGGCUUCAUCGGCCAUUACCUGGACCAGAAGCGGCUGAAACAGGGACUGUACCGUCACCCCUGGGACGAUAUCUCCUAUGUGCUUCCUGAACACAUGUCCAUGUAAACAAAAACCACGUCCCAGACUGGGACACCCUCGUUUCACUCCACAUACAUUUACUCUCUGGUUAUGACAAUAGCUGUCUCUUGGGAAACAAAGGGCAGGAUGACUCUGGAAAGUAGAAGUAUCAUCUGGUUUAGGGAUCUGGGUAAAGUUUUUUUCGAUCUAGUUUUUACGGAGACAAAGGGGAGUAUAUUUUUAGAUUUAGUUUUUGACAAAUAAUUUAAAAAGUCUGAGAUGUAACUUAUUCAGUUUUGAAGAAAGAGCCAAACCAAUGCAAACUCACCCGGUACUUCAAAGGUGCAAAAUCCAAAACUGAGCGCCAGCAUGUCGGACCACAACAAGUAUACUAUCGUGAUUGUGCACACAUAGUACAUGCAUGUGUCGGCCAUGUUGUCAGGAAAACGGACACCUAACACUUGUGACCUGUAAGGGAGGAGGGCUCGACUGAGCAGCUCUUCUAGUGCUGUGUUUAAGUGUAACACGCACACUCGAAAUUGUGUAAACAACAUCUCCAUCUGAGUUUUUAGAUAACUUUGAACUUAAUGCACAUCAUUAAUAUGAUGGGAACAUUAAAGCUAAGAAAACAUCGGUACUGACUACAUGUUUACGUAAAUGAUAUUUGUUUCCUGACAUCGCGUGAGGCCAAAUGCUGCAAAUUGCACCUUUUUUAUUAAAAAAAAAUUAUUAAUAAUAAUAAUAAUAAUAAUAAUAAUGAAGGCUUGUGUUACAUAGUUGGCUUAAAGCACAUUUAAAAUCUGACUCCUGAUUUUUAUGGGGUCUGAUGAAAAUGCAGGAGCAGCUGCUGCUGGGAAAUGUGUUCACCAAUACACUCGUAUUGUCUUCUUUGUUCUGUUUGCAAACAAUAUUUCUGAUUUAUUUGAACAUGCAUCUGCCUGUUCCAGUCCACAACAAAGUGUGCUUAAGUAUACUUCCUUCAGUCUUGCACCUUAGUUUUAACACUAGUAAAUGUAGACCUACUGUGGGUUUUCUAAUUUAUUUCUGACUUUCACUCCUAUUAAGAAAGAUAUAGAUAAUAUUAAACCAAAUUGGUAGAUAUAAACCAGUAGUAGCUAUGACAGGGUGUAUCUAGAUCUAACAUUUUGAGAAUGAGGCAUUAACAGAUUAAGCAAAGACACAUACCCAGGAUCUAAAGCCUCACUUCCGUUAAGCAGUACAGUGCAAUUUGUCAUGAUAACCCUGCGCUGGUUUGCGUUUCCACUACAGGUUAAAGUUGUACAGACUGCAGUGUGUUUAGCUCCAUCCCUAAGGAGCCGGACCGCUGUGCUUGAUACCCCAACAUUAGUGUGCCAAACACUGGGUCACUUGUCUUGGUGCUCAACUUAAUGUUUGACAGUGAAAACACAAAUAAUUGAGUAACACUGAAGUGAACCGGACUGUGCCACUUUGUGGAAACAGGGAUUUAUCAGUAACAUUGACUUUCUGUUUACAACCCCUGUUGUAGACAAGUAAUUGAAAUUCAUCUACUACUGUAAAUUUGAUGCAGUUUAUUUUACACUACUCAAAUUAAUUUACUUGUGCUGCAGUUCAGAAUAUCUAUUAGGAAAUGGGAGAAUGUCGAAGCAGGACAGAGGAAACGCUUCAUGAAUGAGCCCUAUGAGUCUUGGAAGCAUCUAUAGUGAGGGACCAUGAAAGCACUUCACUUUAUUCUGGGAUGUUAUUCUUGUAAAAUGGGAGAGAUGUUGACUCGGAAAAAUAAUCGUUCACUAAAAAAAAAAAAAACUUGACACCAACUCAAAGACCUUUGUAACUACCCGCUCUGCAGCCUGUUGUGUUUGGUCCUUGUUUUGCUGUUUUUAUUUAACUAUGAAAGAAAUGUUUGUUUUUGUACUAUGCUGUCAUAUAGUAUAAUAAUAAUAAUAAAGGGCGUAUUGUUUUACUUUU